Cryptomeria japonica (Japanese cedar) is the source of this 1834-nucleotide messenger RNA. RefSeq lists its product as uncharacterized. Bases 7 to 723 code for a protein of 238 amino acids. The transcript is spliced from 2 exons. The record is from RefSeq and is a predicted model, not a curated record. NCBI's taxonomy places the organism in Eukaryota, Viridiplantae, Streptophyta, Pinopsida, Cupressales, Cupressaceae.
AUCACAAUGCCAAGUCAAAAAGACUUUGCGUGGACACAUUGCACAACAAUUCCUGGUAGCACGAAGAUCAAGUGCAAUUGGUGUCUAGAAGAGAUCAGUGGUGGAAUUUAUUGUUUCAAAUGGCAUUUGUCCAAAGAACGAGGAAAUAACACCGUGAUAUGCAAAGCAUGCCCUCUAGAUGUCUCAUAUCAGGCAAAGCAAUCUCUUGACGGGAUUGUUGAGAGUAAGGCCAAAAAGGCAAGAAUUGGGGUUGAACUAGGUUCUAUUUUUGUAGAUCCCAGGACGAACCAUUUGGGUGAGGAGGAUGGCGAAGAUGGGUCAACACCUAAUUCUAUAGCACGUGGACCAAACACAGGUGGAGGAAACAUUAAUACUUUCUUCCAACCUCAUACUACACUAGGAUCACAAACCACUUUGGAGAGUACAGGAUGGAGGAAAACUGUCACUGAACAAGCAAAGAAGGCAAUUGGUAAUUUUUGGUAUUCCUCUCACAUGGCAUUCCAUGCUUCCAGAAAUCCAUAUUGGCAACCCAUGGUAGAUGCUAUUGCAGCCGUAGGACCUAGGUUUCAAGCCCCAUCUUGUGAGUCAUUGAGGGUUGGUAUGCUGAAAGAUGCAGUAGAGGAUAUUCAAGGUGUUGUUAAACAACAUCGGUUACAGUGGGCUAGAAUUGGUUGCAGUAUCAUGUCAGAUGGUUGGACAGAUAGAAAGAACCAAACUCAUUAACUUCCUUGUCUCUUGUGAGAUUGGCACUGUUUUUCUGAAAUCUGUGGAUGCAUCUAAUAUGAUGAAAUCCACAAAUGCAUUGUUUGAGAUGUAUGACGUGGUAGUUACGGAUGUAGGGCCACAAAAUGUGGUUCAAUUUAUCACAGACAAUGCUGCUACUUGUGUUGCUGCAGGGAGACUUCUGACAGAUAAAUACCCUUCCAUGUUUUUUACACCUUGUGCAACACGUUACCUUGAUCUAACCCUAGAAGACAUUGGAAGAAUUGAAUGGGUUAAGGCGGCAUUUCAGAAGGCUCACAAGGUUACCAAAUUUGUUUAUAAUCACACGAGGGUUUUGGCUAUAAUGCGCUCUUUCAUAGGAGGCAAGGAGCUAGUUUGACCAGGGGUGACAAGAUUUGCAACAUAUUUCCUUGCAUUACAAACAUUAUGUGAACAGAAAGGUAAUUUGAGGCAAAUGUUUGUUUCAGCUGAGUGGAUGGAGUUUGGCUUCAUAACUCAAGCAAAUGGCAUAGCAGUGGUAGAGUAUAUGUAUUCUACCACCUUUUGGGAAUCAAUUGAGCAGAUUGUAGAAUUUUCAGAGUGGAUGGGGAAAACCCCCCAUGGGAUAUGUGUAUGAGGCCAUGGAUAGGGCCAAGGAGGUGAUAAAGAGUAAGCUGGAAAAUAAUAGGGAUAGGUAUAUGCCAUUGUGGGACAUAAUUGAUAGGAGAUGGGAUGGAUAGAUGCACACUCCUCUCCAUGCUGCAGGAUACUUGCUCAAUCCUUUGUUAUUCUGUAAUAUUGACUUCAUGGAAAUUGAUGCUGAGAUACAUGGCUUCUUCAAGUGCAUGGAAAAAAUGUUUCCUGACUUGAAAAAAUUUGAUGCGGCUACGAUAGAGUUGGAAGUGUACAAGCAUUCAAAGGGUUUUCUCUCUUCUAGGGCUGCUAUACAAAGCAGAAAGACCAUUCAGCUGCAUGGUGGGCUUCUUUUGGAGACGAAAUACCAAAUUUAAGGUGGAUGGCAGUGCACAUUUUGAGCCAACCAUGCAGCUCAUCAGCUUGUGAGCGUAAUUGGAGUGUUUUUGAACAUGUACAUUCCAAGAAACGCAACCGCCUAUCACAAUGACGGAUGAAU